AUGGGCUGUGCUGUUUCAGAAGAAGAAGAAUAUGACAAGCCUCCACGGUGCAGGGCGGGACAAGAUAUUGUGCUGCAGUCACCUGUCGACUGGGUGCUUUUGGAUGGCCGAGAAAGCUCAGAUGACCGUGGGAUUGUGCAGUACGAGUGGACGCUGCUGCAAGGCGACUCAUCGGUUGAAAUGAAGGUACCACAGCCAGGAACACUGAAACUAUCCCACGUCCAGGAGGGCGGGUAUAUUUUCCAGCUAACUGUGACGGACACUGCAGGUCAGCGGAGCUCUGACAACGUCUCUGUAACCGUUCUGCCCAUGGUUCAUUCCGCAGUAGCCUGUGUCGGGGUUUGCUCUCGCUACCAGUUUAUCUGCGAUGAUGGCUGCUGCAUUGACAUCACAUUUGCUUGCGAUGGCGUGAGACAGUGUCCUGAUGGAUCGGAUGAAACUUUCUGCCAGAACUUCAGCCCGGGCCGGAAGACUGUGACUCAUGCGGCUCUUGGCACUACGCAGCAAAGGACUGUAAACACAGAUGAAAAAUUCUCUGCAGAAAACACCCUGAAAGCCACUGCCAGAAAUCAGCCGCUUUUUUCAGUGGACGCAGACAUGUCUAACCAAUCGCUUUCUCAGGGACCAAAGAAACAAAUCAGUGGAUUUGUGCCAGAUAACAGUUCCUCAGGGAAAAGAACAGAUGAUAAAAAUGGGAAUGGCAUAAUUGUGCCAAAGAGAAAUCAGCCUGGAGGUGGUCGUCCAGUCCCAGAAACAGGUGCUGUGUUACCCUUAGCCUUAGGCUUGGCCAUCACUGCUUUACUGCUGCUUAUGGUUGCUUGCAGACUGCGUUUAGUGAGACAGAAGCUUAAAAAAGCUCGACCCAUUACAUCUGAAGAGUCCGAUUACCUCAUCAAUGGGAUGUAUCUCUAA
This is a messenger RNA of Pygoscelis adeliae (Adelie penguin), 912 nucleotides long. It is a transcript of the gene LRP11, whose product is annotated as low density lipoprotein receptor-related protein 11. The transcript has 7 exons. Gene Ontology annotation, molecular function: protein binding. The coding region runs from base 1 to 912 and encodes 303 amino acids. The record is from RefSeq and is a predicted model, not a curated record. Lineage: Eukaryota; Metazoa; Chordata; Aves; Sphenisciformes; Spheniscidae.